Closterium sp. Yama58-4 is the source of this 3357-nucleotide messenger RNA. NCBI's taxonomy places the organism in Eukaryota, Viridiplantae, Streptophyta, Zygnematophyceae, Desmidiales, Closteriaceae. The record is from the annotation of a GenBank genome assembly.
AUGAGUGCGGACGAAGACGAUAGGGGCGGCAAGGGAUCGAGCAACGACCUGGGCGUGCACCUCGCGAGAGACGAGGAGGAAUUGCCGGAGCAGCUGAAGCAGCGGCCGCGCCAGUCCGACGGCGGGGAAGGCGGGGACGCGGGGGAAGCGGGGGGAGCGGGAGGGGGAGAGGGGGAAGAGGAGUCCGGUGGGGAUUCCGGCGAUCAGAGCGACUCGCUGCAUGUGCACGUGCAUCUGAUCGCAUCGUGCGAUGUGGAGUCGGUGGAGGAGAGUUUGGACAUGCUGCAGAGUAAAGUGCUGUGGGAUGAGCAUUACGUGCCGCUCACCGUCCUGCUGGACUGCCACGAUCCCAAGUAUGAAUCAGCAGUGAUGCUCGCAACUCGCCGCGUGCAGUGGCGUUUUGGUCCCUACACCGUGCGAUCCAACGCUCCCACCAUCGAAACAGCCACUGCCAGAACCGCCGCUGCUGCCGGGCUGAGGGGCGGGAAGGGCGCUACUGCUGGUGCUGCUGCUGGUGCUGCUGGUGGUGGUGAUGGGGAGGAGAGUGACUGGGCUGUUGUGUUUCCUAGAGACAAAGUCAAGGCAGCUGUCUUUCAGAGGAGGAGGCUGCUCGGGUGUAACGAUACCGCAGUAGGGGGGACGGUCCCUGCGGCUCUCAUCAAGUGUGAUAGCGAUAUUGGGGAGAGGGAACCUGCGGCUGGAUGGUUCGGGUUUGACAAAAUCGGGUAUGGGUUUAACGAAACGGGGGACGGGGGAGAGAGGUUAUGGGCGCCUGAGGAGUUUUCACAUGGCAGCGGAAAUGCUCUUUUGGAAGGGGAUGUGGUUUUGGGUUUGGGUUUAAAUGUGGAUGCAGGUUUGGGUGUGGGAAGGCGCUUGCUGGGUAAAACAGCUGUUGUGGCAAAGAAAGGGGUGGCGGUUUUGGGUAAAGGAGCUGCGGUGAAAGGUGGGCAGGGGCAGGGCAAGGGUAAGGUUGCAGCAGCAAAGGGCGGUUCAGCUGCAGUAGCAGCAGGAGGUGUUAAACCAGGCGGUAAAGCCGGGAAUGCUGCUGCUGCAGGCGCUAAAGCAGGAGCAGCAGCCAAGGCAGGCAGCAGCAAGGGUAAACCGGCUUCUACUGGCACCAAACCGGCCAAAACAGCUGCUGCUGCUAAAUCCACUGGAGCUACAUCCGCCGCUACAGCUGCUACAGCCGUCGCUGCACAGGGCGGCAGCAGCGAGGUGGCAGCUCUGACCUUCCUGGACGCGUGGCGGCCGAAAUCAGCCCUGGGCAUCGCGUUCUACCUGCGGGACUCAGCGCGCGUGUCGCCCUUCUUCUACCGCUUCCUGGUGGACUCUGUUGAGAUGCUUGCGGGGGCUGCUCCUCCGAGUGACGAUGGAACUGACAGCGUGGGCGAUCUUUACUCGAGCCCACCCUUCUCCACCCUGUUUGGAAUCAGCAUACUGGACCCGGGCACAGCACCAGCGACCUCUACUCAAGCCCGCCCUUCUCCACUCUCUUUGGAAUCAACAUUCUUGAUCCAGGCACUGCACCAGAUGCUGGCGGGGGCUGCUCCUCCCAGUGAUGACGGUGGGGAUAGUGUCAGCGACCUCUACUCCAGCCCGCCCUUCUCAACUCUCUUCGGCAUCAGCAUUCUGGACCCGGGCACGGCACCAGGGGCUGCUCCCCCAAGCGAUGAUGGUAGCGACAGUGUCAGCGACCUCUACUCGAGCCCGCCGUUCUCCACCCUGUUCAGGAUCAAUAUACUGGACCCAGGCACGGCACCAGGUGAGCCUUCAAUCCUACCCACCAUCCCCCACACCCGCCCCCCACACACACGCCCUGGGCAUCGCCUUGUGCUCUACCUGCGGGACUCGGCGCGCGUGUCGCCCUUCUUCUACCGCUUCCUGGUGGACUCCGUUGAGAUGCUGACGGGGGCUGCCCCUCCCAGUGACGAUGGAACUGACAGCGUGGGCGAGCUGUACUCCUCCUCACCGUUCUCCACCCUGUUCGGCAUCAGCAUCCUGGACCCGGGCACAGCAGCAGGUGGGCUAGUGUUGUGGCAGACUGAAAACUUGAUCUUCCCUUCCCCCCCCCCCCUCCCCACACCCAAGUUCUCCACCAACCCCCCCCUGCGUGGCACCUGCACCAUGCACAGACUGUCGACUAGCAGUCUAGGGUUUGACGAGCUAGGAGGGGAAGGGGACGAGGGAGAAGAAGACUGGAGGGAGGGCAGGCAUGGGAGCAGACUGCUGAUGAGUGCUGGUGGCAGCGGUGGUGAUGGGUUCGGAGGGGUUGGAGGGGGAGGGGAAGGGGGAGGAGGGGAGAGCGGGAGGAGGAAGGCCAAGUGGGGGUUCAGGCUGGUGGCGGCAGCUAAGGCGAUGGAUAUGAGGCAUGGGAACAGGGUGCUCAUGAGUGCUGGAGGCAGCGGUGGUGAGGGGUUCGGAGAGGUUGGAGGGGGUGGCGAGGGCGGGAGGAGGAAGGCCAAGUGGGGGUUCAGGCUGGUGGCAGCAGCUAAGGCGAUGAAUAUGAGGCAUGGGAACAGGGUGCUCAUGAGUGCUGGAGGCAACGGUGGUGAGGGGUUCGGAGAGGUUGGAGCGGGUGGAGAGGGCGGGAGGAGGAAGGCCAAGUGGGGGUUCAGGCUGGUGGCGGCAGCUAAGGCGAUGAAACGGGCGGCAAGGCGGGUGGCAACUGCGUCUGGUCUGAGACGCACCCCCAACAUCACCGUUCCCUUCUCCAUGGAAUACGGGGGGAUAGGGUACAAGCAGUUGUUGCUCAAGCGCACGCGAUUGGUCGGCUCGAUUCUCAAGAUGGGGUACAACGUGCUUCUUGCUGACGUGGACGCCGUGUGGCUCUCCGAUCCAUUCGUCCACAUGGGCAACAAAUCCGUGGACAUCUACGGGCAGCUGGAGCCCUCGGGUCAGCUGUGCGGGGGAUUCCUCUUUUUGCGCUCCACGCCGCGUGUGGUAACCCUAUGGGACCAGGUUACGGGGCUGUACACGCGCACAUUCAACCGCAUGGCUAAAGAAGCACUGUACAAGAAACCAGAGGAGAUGGGCGCGUGGCUAAAGCAAUUCGAGCACCUGCAUGAGCAGAGGUAUCUGAACCAGCUACUGGGGAAGCGGAGGAACAAGGUGCAGGUGCGAGGGCUGGAUGUUUUGAAGUUCCCCAACGGCAAGGAGUUUUUCGUGCAGCGGGCGCCGCAGCAAGCAGAGGUGGCGCCUGUUGUGAUUCACAACAACUACAUCAAGGGGAAGAAGGCCAAAAUUCAACGGUUUAAAGAGUUUGGUUUAUGGCGAGCUGAUCCAAGUGGAACCUCAUGCCUUUGCCUUUCGUGCCCAUCGCAAGCCACCACACAAAAAGGAGCCCUAGGUCGGCACUAA